Molecule: messenger RNA, 1448 nt
Organism: Erinaceus europaeus (western European hedgehog)
Lineage: Eukaryota; Metazoa; Chordata; Mammalia; Eulipotyphla; Erinaceidae
Gene: ARPC4
Product: actin related protein 2/3 complex subunit 4
Exons: 6
Coding region: 226-732 (168 amino acids)
Biological process (GO): actin filament polymerization; Arp2/3 complex-mediated actin nucleation
Cellular component (GO): Arp2/3 protein complex; actin cytoskeleton
Molecular function (GO): actin filament binding
Source: RefSeq, a predicted model, not a curated record
GAGAGGAGCAGAAAGGCGAGCUGAGCACUCCCGCGGUCUUCGCGCCCACGGUUGGGCGGGCGGGGACUAGUUUCCCGGGACGGGCGCGCCCGGGCUCCCCCCGCCCUCGGCGCAGAUGGUACGGCCCGGGCGUGCGGCGCAGACUGCGGCUGCGCGGCGGCUGAGAGUAGCGUCGCGCGCCGGCCACUUCCGCACUUCCGCUUUCCGGCCCAGCCAGCGCCCGCGAUGACUGCCACUCUCCGCCCCUACCUGAGCGCCGUGCGGGCCACACUGCAGGCUGCCCUCUGCCUGGAGAACUUCUCCUCCCAGGUCGUGGAGCGGCACAACAAGCCAGAGGUGGAAGUCAGGAGUAGCAAAGAGCUCCUACUGCAGCCCGUGACCAUCAGCAGGAAUGAGAAGGAGAAGGUUCUGAUCGAGGGCUCCAUCAACUCUGUGCGGGUCAGCAUUGCAGUGAAGCAGGCUGAUGAGAUAGAGAAGAUCCUGUGUCACAAGUUCAUGCGCUUCAUGAUGAUGCGAGCAGAAAACUUCUUUAUCCUGCGGAGGAAGCCAGUGGAGGGCUACGACAUCAGUUUCCUGAUCACCAACUUCCACACAGAGCAGAUGUACAAACACAAGCUGGUGGACUUCGUGAUCCACUUCAUGGAGGAGAUCGACAAGGAGAUCAGCGAGAUGAAGCUGUCGGUGAAUGCCCGAGCACGCAUUGUGGCCGAGGAGUUCCUCAAGAACUUUUAACCCAUCUGGCAGAUCUCGGGCUUCCCCUCAGUGUUGGUCGACGGCAUGCCUGCGUUCACCUGGGGCAGAAGCGGGCAGUCUGAGUGCGGGAGGGGGUGUUGCGUGCUUGCUAGCUGGGCCAGAAAGCCGCGUGGACCUGCCCCAGGCGACUGUGCCUGGUCAUCCUGGCUUUUGAUAUUUGGCCCCUGAGCUGGGACCUUUUUUUUUUUUUUUUUUUUUAAUGUCUUGAAACUGAAACUGUGCUUGUAGGAGACUGUAACCUUUUUAUUGUCUUCUCUUUCUUUUUUUUUUUUUUUAAACAAGCAGCCUCCAUUUCCAGUGCUGUGACUGGUCCCAGUGAUUGUACCUGUUUUGGUCGCUGUGGGUCUGGGCGGGCCUGGAGCCAGAAGGCGACUACUAUUCCUCCCCGCCUGCCCCAGGAAGGCAGGCAGGAGGGAGGCUUCCUCAGACUCUUCUCCCUGGCCUCUUCCUCCUCCUCCUCUUCCUCCUCCCCAGGCCUCCUGGGACUCAUCUGCCCAGCAGCCAGGUGGCUUUUGGGGGCCACUUGCCCGGGGGCUGCAUCUCGCCUUGUCUGUCAGUCAGUGCCUGUGCUAGAGGCGGCCUGCACGCCUCCCCUGCUCUGGCCCCUCUGCUCCUGCUCGCUCUAUCUUUUCUUACCCUGCUGGCUCCUCCUUCCCCAAAUUAAAAUCUCUUCUUGCCCCUUUGGGGCUGCAUGA